Molecule: messenger RNA, 874 nt
Organism: Eurytemora carolleeae
Lineage: Eukaryota; Metazoa; Arthropoda; Copepoda; Calanoida; Temoridae
Product: RNA-binding protein 42
Exons: 9
Coding region: 145-627 (160 amino acids)
Molecular function (GO): mRNA binding
Source: RefSeq, a predicted model, not a curated record
AUGGAAAACUAAAAAAGUAUUUCUUCAGGAGGAUCUGCGGAUAAAGUUCAGAAAGUUACCCAGGGUCCAGUACAACCAGCUAAGCCAGCGGUUAAACCCGGUACACAGUUUACAACAGAGGAGAUUAGACAGAAAGCAAAACAAAUGGUGGAACAGGUUAAAGCCUCACAGACGACGUUAAUUAAACGACAAGCUAUGAAUCAGCAAGCUGCCAGCAGUACAAAAGGAGAUAAGCCUGGUAAGAAACCUAAGAAGAUGAUAAGAAUGGCUGGAGGGCAGAUGUGGGAAGAUCCGUCUCUUCUAAACUGGGAUCCGAAUGAUUACAGAUUGUUUUGUGGAGAUCUAGGGAAUGACGUCACAGAUGAGGUUUUGAUGAGAACUUUCAGCAAAUACACAUCUUUUCAACAAGCAAAAGUUGUGAGAGAUAAAAGAAGUAAUAAGACGAAAGGAUACGGUUUUGUGAGUUUUAAAGAUCCAGCUGAUUUCACCAGAGCUAUCAAGGAAAUGGAUGGAAAAUAUGUUGGUAGCCGACCUAUUAAACUUAGGAAAUCUAACUGGAAGGAUAGAAAUCUUGAACAGGUGAAAGGAAAACAGAAGACGAAACAAGUAUUGGGAUAUAAAGCAUAGAAAUCACGUCCAUUUGUCACGUUUUCGGUUCCCUGGCACUUGUUUAAUAUAUCUUCUUUUUUCUAUGAAAAAUCCGCAGACUUCAUUUUUUUUUGUCUCUGUCUAAUGCCAUUGUUGAAUUCUUUUUAAAUCUGUUUUCUCUCCAUGAGUUAAAUUUGUCAGUCUUUCAUGGUCCGUCUGUACAGUGUACAAUAUAUUUGUUGCCUUUAUUUGUAUUUUGUGUAUUUAAUAAAAAUCUGAAAGAAAA